Didymodactylos carnosus is the source of this 690-nucleotide messenger RNA. The record is from the annotation of a GenBank genome assembly. NCBI's taxonomy places the organism in Eukaryota, Metazoa, Rotifera, Eurotatoria, Philodinida, Philodinidae.
AUGUAUGGACAUAUUGCACAAAUGGCAAAACAUGUUUUAAAAGGUGUAGAAGCAGCUGGUGCACAAUGUGAAAUAUUUCAAGUACCUGAGACAUUAUCUCAAGAUGUUUUGAAUAAAAUGCAUGCACCAAAAAAAGAUGAGAAAGUACCAGUAGUUACAUACGAUAAACUCAAUGAUGUUUUACUCAAUUGUGAUGGAAUCAUUUUCGGUUAUCCAACAAGAUAUGGUGGUAUGCCAGGUCAAAUGAAAACCUUUUGGGAUCAAACUGGUGGAUUAUGGAUGAGUGGUGCACUAGUAAAUAAGCCAUUUUCAAUCUUUUUCUCAUCAGGAACUCAAGGUGGUGGCCAGGAAACCACGGCUCUAACAUCAUUAUCAAAUUUUAUUCAUCAUGGAAUGAUUUUUGUACCAAUCGGUUAUUCAAGUCCAAAAUUAACUGAUAUGAAUGAAAUCCAUGGUGGUUCACCCUAUGGGGCAGGCUCAUUUGCUGGUAGCGAUGGUUCGCGACAACCCACUGCUUUAGAAUUAGAGGUCGCUGAACACAGCGGCAAACAUUUAGCUCAAACAGCCAUGGCAUUAAAGAUUGGCCGUGAAGCAUUACCAAAAAAAGAAGCUGCACCACCGAAUCCACAACAGAAAUCCGUUCCAACAGAUUCGAACAAGUGUACGAAAACCGACAAAGAAAAUAAAUAA